AAGAAACUGAUAAUGUUUCCUUGAAUUUGCUUCUGUGUUUGCUUCGUCAAUGUCUGUCCUAUUGAAUGUCUUAAGAGAGAUGCUGGAGUACUUUGGUGUUCCCAUAGACCAGGUUUUGCAGAUUUGGGAAAAUAAAGACUAUGGAUCAGCUCGGAGUAUUGUUCGCAUUAUUGGAAAAAUUCUUCCUCUAGAACCUUGUCCCAGGCCUAAUUUUGAGUUGAUCCCAGUCUUGAACUCUGUAGACUCUGCUAACUAUGGAUCUGUAGUUCCAUCUUUUGCUGAUAUUUUGUGUGUGGCAAACGAUGAAGAGGCCAGUUAUCUCAGAUUUCGAAAUAGUAUAUGGAAAAAUGAAGAAGAGGAAGAAGUUGAAUACCCUUUGCAACUAAUUUGGGAUCCGUUGUCACCUGCUCUAAGACAUAACAAACCAAUGAAAAAUGAUCGGCCUGUAAGUGAAGCUGCAAUUAAAAAAAUAGUUGCCCUGGAAGAUGAGCUGGCCUUUCUCCGCUCUCAGAUUGCUGCAAUUGUGGGAAUGCAGGAACUGGAAAACAGCACAGGUUCUGGCGCCUUUGACUUGAAUGAUGGGCCUAGUGGUUUGGGACAAAUGCCAUCGUCAGGGACUGCUCAACUCAGUGACCAACGAGAUCUGUCUUCAAGAUCAUUGCUCCCUUCUGCUCCUCCUCCACCACUUCCCCCUCAGCUUCCGUGUUCUCCUGUGCGACCGGGGUCUGAUAAUAUUUGUGACUCAGAUAAUUCAGCAACUGAAAUGAAGAAACAGCACUCGGGUGCUUGUCAGACCAGUUACAGUCGUGGUCCAAAAAACCAGAAAAAUAAUGAUGUUCCAAACAUUCUGGAUGUUCUAAAGGAUAUGAAUAAGGUUACACUUCGUGCUGUGGAACGGUCACCUGGAGGUAGACCCAUUCAUAAGAGGAAAAGACAGAGCUCACACUGGGAUCCCGUGUCUUUAAUAUCCCAUGCACUUAAGCAGAAAUUUGCCUUCCAAGAGGAUGAUUCCUUUGAGAAAGAAAAUAGGUCUUGGGAGGCCUCUCCAUUUUCUAGUCCAGAAACCUCAAGGUUUGGACAUCACAUUUUGCAGUCAGAAGGACAGUGAACUAAAGGAAGACCUGACAGACACGAAAGAUGCUGACCAAGGUGUGCACACUGCGAGCUGUGCCUGCACGC
This is a messenger RNA of Ceratotherium simum simum (southern white rhinoceros), 1179 nucleotides long. It is a transcript of the gene MTFR2, whose product is annotated as mitochondrial fission regulator 2. Lineage: Eukaryota; Metazoa; Chordata; Mammalia; Perissodactyla; Rhinocerotidae. The record is from RefSeq and is a predicted model, not a curated record. Gene Ontology annotation, cellular component: mitochondrion. Gene Ontology annotation, biological process: aerobic respiration; mitochondrial fission.